AUGUGGAUGGGGGUGCGCGCCAUCCCCGCGAGGCCGGGCGCGCCCGGGGCGGCGUGGCGGGGGCGGCGGGGCGGCGCGGGGGCGGCGGCGGCCCCGGGCGGCAUCCCCUCGGGCAUCGAGGCGCGACUGCCCGGCCUCAACGCCAGCCUGCUCGCCAAGGACGGCAUCUGGCAGAUCGUCUCCGGCACCAGGUUCAAGUUCUUCGUGUUCUCCGCCUUCUACGACCGGCGCGAGGUCCGCACGGUGCGCAUCAUCGCCGCCACCAAGACGCGCGGCCCGGACCGCGUGUGGUGCCGCCUGUGGUACAACGGCUCGGCGCCCGGCCCCGGUCCCGCCCACGCCCAGGGCAACGCCUCCACCGCCUCCAGCGCCGCCAAGCCCUACUCCGUCACCGUCGCCGCCAAGGUCAAGAAGCUGGCCGCGCCCAGCGCCGUGUCGGUGGUGAGCUGGCUGCGCCUGCCGCCGGCCAACCUGCUCGUCGUGCGCAACACCGACGCCGACCUGGCGGCGCGCAACCUCACGGCCGGGCCCCUGGGCGGGGAUCCCCCGCCGCAGCCCGCGCCCAACCCCAAGGCCAGUGCUGCCAACGCCGCGCCCCCCGUCAGCAGCGUCGCGCACGUGCCCGACACCAUCGCCGUCUGCGUCAAGCCGCUGCACUUCAACUACAACCAGCACUUCACGCUGUACAACCACACGCUGGGCGCGCAGGUGUCGUGCGUGCUGCGCGACUACAUGGCGCGCGGCGUGGUCACGCUGCUGCCGUGGCAGCUCAACAUGCUGUCGCAGAAGGAGAUCCGCACCGAGGGCCUGUUCGCCGCGCUCAACGACUGCCUGUACCGCAGCAUGUACCAGUACGCGUACACCGCGCUCAUCGACCUCGACGAGUACAUCAUCCCGCGCAACCACGACACGCUGCCGGAGCUCGUCAAGUGGAUGGGCACGCGCAUGAACACGCGCGGCACGGGCUCCUACUCCUUCCAGAACGCCUUCUUCUACCUGCAGUGGGAGGACGACGCCGGGCUGGGCGAGGCGGACCGCCUGGAAAGCGGGCUGGUGACGCUGCGCAAGACGCGGCGCCGCCUCAAGCUGCACCCGCACAAGCAGCGCUCCAAGUACCUGUGCCGGCCCGAGUUCAUCGUGGAGGCGGGCAACCACUUCGUGUGGGAGUUCGUGCCGGGCCACGGGACGCUCAACGUGCCGCCCGACGCCGCCAUCCUCCACCACUACCGCGUGUGCGAGUUCGGCGGCGACGACUGCAUCAAGACGGCGUCCGUGGUGGACAAGACGGCGUACCGCUACCGCGAGCGCUCUGGCCAGCGCGUGCGGCAGCGGCUAACGGAGCUACAGCUGCUGCUGGCGACCUGCCGCCGCUGGUGGACGAACGCCGCUCAACGCCGCGCGCCCACGCCCGCCGCCCCCGCCGCUCCCCGCGCAGCCAACGACUCCCACGACCACGACGACCACAAACCAAACGCGGCCGCGAGCUGAGCUAGCGACGCACGCUGUGAUCGCUCGGGUCGCCGCCUCCCACACCGGUGCGUGACAGCGCCUCCGUCGCGGCGCUCCGGCCCCCGCCCCGCACGAGGCGCGCGGCGCCGCAGCCGAGCCUCCCUCCCGCUCCGUCCAGGCGAGGACCAGGCAGCGGCCGGACGCCCGAGCCACCGCGGCGCGUAGGAAGAGAUCUAGUCAACCUCCGAUAUCUAGUCACGAUCCUGUUUUUAAUUACUCUCGACAUGCUCGUUUAGCUCGUUGGCGAAGUGAGAAAGGGUUGACAAUAAUACCAGUAGGAAUGAACUAGACGAGAGAGAGAUAGAGUAGGAAGGACAUCAACAAAAAAAUGUUUACGUUUUAGCGCGUCGUCAUUUUAAGACUGAUACCUCCAGGAGAACAGCGAAUCUCGUUGUUGAACUGCGACCGAAAGAAUUCGGAGUUGAAGCCUAAUUGUGGUCUUUCUUUUCUGCGCAUGCUUUCAUAUCAUGGGGCCAGAUCAGUGAAUAUCAUGACAGUUCCUGAAAUCAGGACCUAAUAAUACAUAUUCCACUUUCUGUCAACACGUCUCCAACUAUUCGUUGGUUAACUGUGGGUAAUCAACUCCUGUUGGCCUAAUAUAUCAAAGAGCCCACAAUCACGUCAUCUUUUGACGCACACUACCUAGCCACAAAUGGGUAUUUAUCAAAUCCAUUUUCACCUUAAUGCACGUAACCAAAUGCUCUUUUACAAGUAUUAUAUUUUUGACAUCAAUGCAGUACCUUUUUAAACACCGAUGCACUGCAAUAUGAAGGAAGAUAUUGAGUAUUUGAAAACAAGAUAUUUCGUGUCACAAAACAUCAAAACAUUUCAUUGCCAAAAACCCUCCAAAUUGUCAAUUUAUACAUAGUUUUGGCAAUAGUCUUCCAAAAAUAUUAUUCUGAAAGUUGCGUAAGAUCAUUUCAGAUGAUGUAAUCAGAUUUAUCACAGGAUUUGCAUUUAAAACGAAGUCUACAAAUAAAAACUGGUCCUAACUGUGAUUGUGUUUUUGAACAGGACCAAAUAACCCGAUAAAAAUAAAUGUCGAAAAGCAUUUUAAAUGAUAGGGAAGACCAUGCAUAUUUAAAAGAAACAAAAUCACAGACUCCAAGUAGGGGAUUGUACUCAAUAUAUGAAUUUGUAUAUACAUACUAAAAUAAAUACAUCCAAGUAACCGCAAAUUAACGUGUCAGUGUUCUAAAUGAAAUGGUAAUACAAUUGAAAGUUCUUUUUCUCGUCGAAUGUGUGAUUUAAUUCACAAAUGAACUAUGAACAAAUUGUGAGCAACUUAUGAAAGUGUUACACAAAUUUUAGUGGUCUUGGUAAAGAGAUCUCAAUGAAUGGAAGUCUUGACUGAAAUAUGGAAUGGUCAUUUAAUAUUCACGCAAUAUAAUAUCUCUUCACCCCUUAAGAUUAUGGCACAAGUGCCCAUUUUUACUUUGUGAUGUGAGAAACACAAUUACACAUACACGUACUAUAACAAUAUCGUAAACAUGUAGUUAUUUUCAGCAAUAUAGGGAGAUCUAUUAAAACCUGCUUCAUCACAGAAAUGAAACAAACAUUCUGAGAGAAAAUGAAAGUUGUGUGCUGAUACUCCGAAAAUAAGUAAAGGGGAAGCAGUAGUAUUAACAGGAUUUUUCAAUCAAAGAAAUACUCAGACGUAUCUUUUUGCAUGACCCCAAGUAUAUUAUAAUUUUAUGUAAACAUUUUUUUGCAACAAGAAUUAAUACUAAAGAAUUUUUCCCUAGCUUGUUAAGCGUGAACCAGUAAAAAAUAUUUUUUUGUAAAUAUAAAAAUUAAUAUUAAAAUAAAAUUGACCCUACUUAUCCCUCAUAUUUUAUUUUGAAAGAAUUUGACGUCUUUCUAAGAAAAAUAACACAAAGCACAAAUCAAAGACACAAGCCUCAAGCAUUUGCUCCAGCGACAAACAAUGUAUGAGUGCCGAAAGAAGAUUGAAUUGCCACCGAGUGUCCAAGUAACAGCAAACAAUUUUAUUCCGACACGUAAAAAACUUUUUCAUGUAUGAAAUACUCCUGUUCGCGCGUGUGUGAGAAAUAACGAGUGGAUUAUAUUACAUCUCAUGUUGCCAAGUUAUUUUUCUUUUACAUACAUGUAAUGGAAAUGCUGAGUUCAUGUAAAAGGUAUGCUCAAUUGUCCAAGAAAUUACUUUAAUUUAGUUUACUUUUGCAUUGGAAAGAAAUUAUUUUAUAUGAAAUGUAUUUAACAUAUAUGCCAACGAAACGCUGUUAUAAAUUAAUGUGAAGUGAUCACAUUAUUAUAAAUAGACCAAUAUAACUGUGUGCUAAGUUGGUAUAAUGAAGUCAGGCCCAAAUGUUCUUUUCAAAGUGAAAAACUUUUAUAUGUACGUUUUCUUAAGAUGAAGCUCCAUUGUUGCCUAAUGAAUAAAGUAAUUUUCAGGGA
Messenger RNA from Gryllus bimaculatus (two-spotted cricket), 3927 nucleotides. The record is from the annotation of a GenBank genome assembly. Lineage: Eukaryota; Metazoa; Arthropoda; Insecta; Orthoptera; Gryllidae.